Messenger RNA from Grus americana (Whooping crane), 3821 nucleotides. RefSeq names its product RWD domain containing 2A (gene RWDD2A). Gene Ontology annotation, molecular function: protein binding. Bases 248 to 1123 code for a protein of 291 amino acids. The record is from RefSeq and is a predicted model, not a curated record. NCBI's taxonomy places the organism in Eukaryota, Metazoa, Chordata, Aves, Gruiformes, Gruidae. The transcript is spliced from 3 exons.
CCCCUUCUGUCCGUCCGCGGCUCGCGCAGCGGCGGCUCAACGGCUGCGCCCCGGGCUGAGGGCGGCGGUGGCAACCCUGGGUCUAGGGUUGCCCGCUGCUUCCUCACCUCGGCGGCCUCCACCGGGGAGGUGGCAGCGGCGGCGGCGGCAGCACGAAGAGCCAUAUCGCCUCCGCUCUGGCUGGCGGCUGUCUUCUGCCGUGGCGAUUGGAACCCCUGCGGCCUAGGUGUGCGUGGAGGGCAGUGCAAUGGCUGUCACGCUAAAAGAAUGCCUGGAGCUCCAGCUGCUGGAAGUGGAAAUGCUCCUUUCAAUGUUUCCCAAAAAAGGUGAAAUAAAGCUGGGUGAGGAUGCUGUGCCUGCCGUGCAGCGAUACCUGAGAAACGCUGAUGGAGCUCUGCCCCCACAGCUUGAAUAUUCAAUUGCUCUUGAUGUAGGGGAGGCCAAGGUAAAAGUGGAAUUGCAGGUAGUGCUGCCUCAUAUGUAUCCUCAUGUAGCUCCUCAGCUUUUUGCAAGAUCAAAUGCACUGCACAGACAGCAACAGUUGCAGCUCAACACCGGUCUUGCUUCUCACAUCAGCUCCUUGGAUUCAGGUGAACUGCGUAUAUAUGAAGCUGUGCAAUGGGUGAAAGACAACAGCCUGACUUACCUGGAAAACACUAAGAUCUCUUCUGAAAGUGCUUCGAAAGAAGUCGUCGUUAAAGAAACAUUGCAUCGCAUGUGGAUCUACAGCCAUCAUAUAUAUAGGCAGGAAUUAAGGAAAAAGAUUUUUGACUGUGCAAAGAACUUAAAUCUGACUGGCUUCUGCCUAACAGGGAAACCUGGUGUCAUCUGUGUGGAGGGACUCAGAGAAAACUGUGAAGAGUUCUGGCGUGUUAUUAGGUAUCCCAACUGGAAACAUAUUUCAUGCAAGCAUGUGGAGAAUAUAGAAACGGAGGGAAGCAUCGACAAUCUUCGCCUCUUUCAUGGUUUUGAAGACCUACAGUUUCAGGCACAUGGUGAUUAUGGCCUGAGGAAUGACUACCACAUGGAUCUUGGCCAGUUCCUAGAAUUCCUGAAACAACAUCAAAGUGGAAAUAUUUUUCAGAUUUUAUUUGGUGUUGAGGGUAAGCUUUCAGACAAAUAAGAGAAACUGUGUAAGGGGUUCUAAUUUUGGACAGCAAGAGAUGAUGCUAACAUUGAAAUAUUGUGCCUUACAGCUGUGAAAAGGGAAACUGUUUGACAUAUGGGAAGAAUGGUUCAAGUAGUUAAUCUUAGUUUCUGUUCUGAAUUGCCGCAUAUUUUUGAGAGGUGUUUACUUAUUGUCUGACACCCUAUACAAUUAUAUUGCUAAUACCAUCAUUUUCACAAUCCUCUUCCUAUCAUCUCAUUAUGGUUAUGUCAAUAGUAAUUUUUCAGCUGCUCAACUGAUGGCAUUUUAUAUUUACAUUGUUAGGCCAAGCACCUUGGAAAUGAAAAUGUGUAAGAUGAGACAAAGUUUAGUGUUUCCUCAUCUUUCCCCCUACAUUACAUAAGGAAAUUCAUGUAAAAUAUAGAAAAAUGAAAAAAGCCUAUAUAUUGUAUAUUAAAUAAAAAUACAUACAACUUUACCAAACUUUUCUAUGUCAAAUUACUACUGAGAGACAAUUUUCCAGCAGCUUAUAAUAGGAAAUUAUAUUAAUGGCUCAUUAGGCAGCACUUUCCUACAGGGUAGUGUGCUGAGUGUGUAUUUAGAUAGUGCUUUGCAAUUCAGUUUUCCAAUUUAUAAUGGAUUAUCCUAUCUAAAUGUCAUCAAUAUAAUACGUAGAUGAAGAAUGCUACUGAAAAGUCCCCAGUAGCUGUGCCUUCAAGAACCACUGGUUUACCGUGUUCCGCUUUGUCACUGAGCACCAUUGUAUGAAAAUUGGUACUGAGCAAUAAAAGCAGACUCACUGUUGAGCCGUAGAAGUUUGGCUGUUCCAGUAUAAAAAACAGGCCAUUCCAACAGCAGCUAUUUAAAGACUGUGUUUCAGUACGCUCAGCUGAUGACUACAAAAACAACAGAUAUUAUCUUAUUUCAAAUAAAACACCAGUGUUUUAAUACUUUUCUCAUAAUAGCAAUAUAUUGAAAUACAGAGGAUGGCAGUAUUUCUGGUUGCUCAGAAUGAUGAUUAACGUACAUUCCUUCACUGUGGCAAGUACAUUGUUUGUAUGAUCGUAACUUUGGCCAAAAGCACAGUAAGGCAAAAAGUGUUUACAGGUUCCCAUUAUGCAAUGAAGCAGAAAGUGCCUCUCCUCUUUGGGAAUUCAGGACCUGCAGUCUGCAGCUGUGGCAGAGCUGAGAGGCUGGACAAAUAAAGUUAAUUUUUGGUUUUGUAGAGAUAAUCUCUAUAGCAUGAUAUUAGAAAAGAAUGAUCAAGUACACUUUGUUUCCAGAACUGUCCAGAAAGUGUAUUAUAUUUUUCUUGGAGUGGCAAUUCUGUAACUAAUAAUUCUUUGGGGUUUGGGUUUUUUUUAAGAACAUUGAUGUAUGAGCACAGGUUCCACACGAUCAUGACUCAGAAACAAUAAAACCAUUUGCAUUCAGUGCUGUUGGGAAGUUGCCAAAUGAUAACGUUUUCCUUUAAAGUAGCAAAACAAAUUGGUUUAAGAAAUGGGCCUUAUGUAUGAGAUUUCAACCCGAAGGAAAUGGGAGAGGCAACAUGGCAUAGGUCAGAAAGUCUGUGCAGGAGGAUGGUCAAAAAAUUUGGAGUUAGUGCUGUGUAAAGCUUUAUUCUGAGCAGAAGAUUUGUUCAUUUUUUCUAAAGGAGAAAAAACGCUGAUAGUACAAUCUAAUCGUAUGUCCUCCUAAGGAAAAACACAGACUCAUGACUUUUAAUUCUGGAAAAGCUAAUUAUGAAUCCAGAAUAAUGCAGGUCACGAGGAGUGUCCUUGGAUGCUUCCAGUCAAGUUUGCAGAGGCAAUCAUUUUUUUUUUUUUUUUUUUUUUUGCUUCAGAAGAAUAACAGUCAUGGGCUGGUAUCAGUUUUGAUAACUGGUUGACAGAUGAGAAAGGGUAAAAAAAAGUACGAUCUCCUGAGUUGAAAUUAGUGUGUCGAUGAACAUACUCAGCAUGCUGAAUUAUCAGUGAAGUUAUAAAAACUAUUUUAAAGACCAUACUGAAGAAAUUGAGCUAACCAGAUCAUUCAAAUAGUAGUAAAGUGAGAGAAAUAUUCAGUGAAUAUAAAUUAAUAGAACGUAUCUGUUCCCCCCAUAAUGAUAUACUCUUUCCCCCAUAAAAAUUAUUCCUCUAGUAGACCUCAGCUGGGUGAUUUAGAAGUUUGUUACAAAGAAUAAUACUUUAUCACAUAUGACGUAUGUUAAAAAUACAUAUUGGCCUCAAAUACUACAGGAAUUCAUUAGGUUUAAUACACAAAAACCUACCACUAGCCAGAUGACUGAUGGCUGUAAGAAAAUACGUAGUCAAAAAAGAAGCCCAUUCAUAACAAUUUGAUACUCCCUUUUUGUCAAGAACAUGGAGUCCAAGCACUUAGGCCAAACAAUUGCAGCCUAUCAGAACAGCAGUUCUCUAUCUUGCUGGGGGACUGAACCCUUUGAUCAUUUACAGGACUUUAGCUUAGCUAAGUCAUGUUAAAACGUUCUAAUUAGAUGUGAACAAAAGGUUCUACAGGUUCAAUUCUUGUUACAAAACUUUCAUUACUCCAUGCGGGAACAACCAAUAAGGCUUUUCUUUGGAGGAAAAUACUCUAACCUUACUGUUCUUUAAAGUUUUGGUGUUUAUUUUUUAAAUAAUAGCUUGACAAUAUAUGCAAAUUACAUUGUGACCUGUAAUGGCUUAAACAGUCAUCAUAUGCAUGUCUUAAUUUU